AUGAAGAAAAUCCCCAGAGACGCCGAGGCAUCCAACGUGUUAGUGGGUGAAGUGGACUUCCUGAACAAACCCUUCGUCGCCUUCGUCCGUCUGGCUCAGGCCACGACGCUCGGAGGGCUGACAGAAGUGCCGGUUCCCACCAGAUUCCUGUUCAUUCUGUUGGGUCCCCAAGGAAAGGCCAAGUCCUAUAAUGAGAUCGGCAGGGCUAUAGCGACCCUAAUGGUGGAUGACCUUUUCAGUGAUGUUGCCUACAAAGCCAGAGAUCGGGAGGACCUGAUAGCCGGCAUAGACGAGUUUCUGGAUGAAGUGAUUGUUCUUCCACCUGGAGAAUGGGAUCCCAAAAUCCGCAUUGAGCCUCCAAAGAAAGUCCCCACAGCUGACAAAAGAAAGUCUGUGUUUUCCUUGAACGAGCUGGGCCAGAUGAAUGGCACGGCUGGAAAAGGGGCCGGUCUCUCUGAGGAUGAGGAGAUGCCGGCCCAGCAUGAGCUGGGAGAGGAGCUGGCCUUCACCGGUCGUUUCUGCGGUGGCCUGUACCUGGACAUAAAGCGGAAACUUCCGUUCCUGCCCAGCGAUUUCUACGAGGGAUUCCACAUCCAGUCCAUCUCCGCUGUGCUCUUCAUCUAUCUGGGCUGCAUCACCAACGCCAUCACCUUUGGCGGUCUCCUCGGAGACGCCACAGACAACUACCAGGGUGUGAUGGAGAGUUUCCUGGGCACUGCCUUGGCUGGAUCUGUCUUCUGCCUCUUCGGCGGUCAGCCCCUCAUCAUCCUCAGUUCCACAGGACCCAUUCUCAUCUUUGAAAAGCUCCUGUUUGAAUUCAGCAAGAACAACGGCAUAGACUACAUGGAGCUGCGGCUGUGGAUCGGCAUCCACUCGUGCCUCCAGUGUUUCAUCCUGGUGGCGUCAGACGCCAGUUACAUCAUCAAGUAUAUGACCCGCUUCACCGAGGAGGGCUUCUCCAGCCUCAUCUCCUUCAUCUUCAUCUCGGACGCCAUUAAGAAGAUGGUGGGCUCUUUCAAGUACUACCCCAUCAACACUGACUUCAAGCCAGACUACGUCACCACGUACAAGUGCGAGUGCUUGGCCCCAGACCCGACUCUGGACUGGAGUCAACUGAGCAAGAAGGAGUGUCUGAAGUACGGAGGCUCUUUGGUCGGAAAGUCGUGCAAGUACGUUCCUGAUCUGGCCCUCAUGUCCUUCAUUCUCUUCUUUGGCACCUACUCCAUGACGGUCUCUCUGAAAAAGUUCAAGUUCAGCCGCUACUUCCCCACCAAGCUGAGGAAACUCAUCAGUGACUUCUCCAUCUUCAUGUCCAUUAUGACGUUUGUCGGGCUUGACAUGUUGGUGGGACUCAAAACUCCUAAGCUAAUAGUCCCAACUGAAUUUAAGCCAACCCGGCCGGACCGUGGCUGGCUGGUGAUGCCUUUUGGAAAGAACCCCUGGUGGAUCUACGUGGCCAGCUUCGUUCCAGCCCUACUCGUGACGAUCCUCAUUUUCAUGGACCAGCAGAUCAGCGCCGUCAUUGUCAACCGCAAGGAGAACAAGCUUAAGAAAGGUUGUGGCUACCACUUGGACCUGUUCUGGGUGGGGGUUCUCAUGGCUGCUUGCUCAUUCUUGGGGCUGCCCUGGUACGUGGCUGCCACGGUCAUCUCCAUCGCCCACAUCGAUUCGCUGAAGAUGGAGAGUGAAUCCAGCGCUCCAGGAGAGCAGCCGCAGUUCCUGGGAGUCAGAGAGCAGCGAGUGACAGGCAUCUUGGUGUUUGUUCUCACCGGAGUGUCCAUCUUUCUCGCCCCAGUUCUGAAGUUCAUCCCCAUGCCUGUGCUGUACGGCGUCUUCCUCUACAUGGGUGUAGCUUCCCUCAGUGGGAUCCAGUUCUGGGACCGAAUCAAGUUGUACAUGAUGCCGUCCAAACACCAGCCGGACUUCACCUAUCUCCGUCACGUUCCUCUGAGGAGGGUUCAUCUCUUCACGCUCAUCCAGAUCAUAUGCCUGACCGUGCUUUGGGUCCUCAAAUCCACGUUCUUAGCCAUCAUCUUUCCUGUCAUGAUCCUGGGGUUGAUGGUGGUCCGGAAGGUUCUGGACAUGAUGUUCUCCCAGCACGACUUGGCCUGGCUGGACGACCUGUUGCCUGAGAAAGAGAAGAAGAAGAAGGAAGAGGAUAAGAAGAAGAGGAAGGAGAAGGAAAAGAAGAAGCCGAAAACAGACGACAGCGAGGAGGAGGAGAAGUACCACGGCUACUCCAACCACUCGCCCAGCUCCGAGUCGGACCUGGAUCGCAGCAUCACCCUCCACUUGAAGAUCUCCUGCCCUUCUUCACCGGCCAUGCCUAUGGGCCGAGGGAUGACCUGCCCUGUGCCUCAGGUCAAAAUUGAGAUGGAGUCGGACUACGACUCCGACAUGGACCGCCACAGGGGACGGGAUAUCAGCAGCGAGACAACACUAUGAUAGCUUGUUGGAGAGGUCUUCACUUUUAACCCUCCCCCUGAGGGGUUGACUUGUCGGAGCAAAACCACACAGCAAACCUUGUGGUUCAUUUUGACCCGGCCGGGCCGCAUAUGGAGUAAAAAGCUCGUGGGGUCCAAUUGACCCCGUCUCUUAAGACCACGGGAGGGUUUUAAAUGAGUGUCAUCAUGACAUGUGGUCCUGUGGAUAGUACAUUAAGAACUGAUUUAUUUAUUUAGUUGCAUUUAUAAUGUAAAGAACGCUGAAGAGAGAAAAUAUGUAUCUCUUUACAACAUUCUGUAACUUAAUUUAAUCAUUUUACAAGCAGCUCUGUAUAAUUGAGUUCUAAUUGUAAUUAACCAAAAAAUACUAAAUGAUGCCAACUGCAUGUACAGAGAUGAACUACGUGGCAGGAAAUGUGUAAUCUGCUUUUGUUAGUAAUUGUAAAUUUUUCUGUAUAUAGCUCUGCCUUGUAUUUAGCAUGUUAGCAUGUAAUGUAUAUAUCUGUGCUAGCUGUGUCUGCUGAGUCUAUCUAAUCCCACAGAGCCUUUUCCCUGUUUCCCUUUUCUGCAAAGCUCCAAAUUGGCACACUUAACAAAAAGAAACAACCAAAAGGCGUUGAUGUUAUGUGUUUAUAGGCUCUCUUCCUGUAAAAGCUGCACCUGACAAGUUGACAUUUGUGUUUUUCCAUUUUAAAAUGUGUGAGAAUAUGGCCGACGAUGAACGGGACACACAAUAUGCGUUUGAAAAAAGGCAUCAAACACGAGUUGUUGAAUUAAAACUUCCAUUAUUCUGAACUUU
This is a messenger RNA of Poeciliopsis prolifica (blackstripe livebearer), 3243 nucleotides long. RefSeq names its product solute carrier family 4 member 5a (gene slc4a5a). The record is from RefSeq and is a predicted model, not a curated record. NCBI's taxonomy places the organism in Eukaryota, Metazoa, Chordata, Actinopteri, Cyprinodontiformes, Poeciliidae. Gene Ontology annotation, biological process: monoatomic anion transport; bicarbonate transport; transmembrane transport. Bases 1 to 2445 code for a protein of 814 amino acids. Gene Ontology annotation, molecular function: monoatomic anion transmembrane transporter activity; sodium:bicarbonate symporter activity; solute:inorganic anion antiporter activity. The transcript is spliced from 17 exons. Gene Ontology annotation, cellular component: plasma membrane.